UGUUUUAUGGGAGUUGUUUUAUUACAAAAACUGGUUCCAGCCGACGCCAUAUCCACUUGGGAACAAGUAGCGGGGAAAGCGAUUAAGCAGGCGCUGCAAUCUGAUGGGGAAAGCAAUUAAGGACGUUUGGUAGCAUUUGUCAGGGAAUGGACUGGGAUCAGCUUGACGUGAACCCCAGGGUGAUUGCAGCUAUUAAAAAAGCUAACCUAAGAUCCAUCAAAGAGAUUUUGAAUCUUUCAGGAGCCGAUUUGCAAAGGCUGACAAAAUUGUCCAGUGUGGAUAUACAAUACCUACUAAGAGCUGUUUCUAAUGCAGUGAGAAAGAACUCAGUCCUUACAGCAUUACAGCUCUUCCAAGAUGAGGACCAUAGCACGUCCCAACACCAAAAGUUAAGCCUGGGCUGCUCCGUUCUAGACAGUUUGCUAAGAGGUGGCAUUCCUCUGACAGGGAUUACCGAAAUUGCUGGCGAGAGCUCAGCUGGGAAGACCCAAAUUGGCUUGCAGUUGAGCCUUUCUGUGCAAUAUCCAUAUAAAUAUGGUGGACUAGAAUCUGGUGCUGUUUACAUUUGCACGGAAGACAUUUUCCCCCAUAAGCGCCUCCAGCAACUGAUUGAAUGCCAGCCCCAACUGAGAGCUGACGUUCCGCACGACGUCGUGCAGAAGAUAAAGUUUGGAAACAGCAUUUUUGUUGAACACGCGGCAGAUAUUGAGACUUUUCAUGAGUACAUCACAAAGAGGAUUAAUGUCCUGCUUGCGCGAGGCAUGGUGCGCCUGAUCGUUGUCGAUUCCAUGGCGGCCUUAUUUCGAUGUGAGUUUUCCGCUAAGGAUUCGGUGCUGAAAGCCAAGUACUUGCAGACCUUUGGAGCAAAACUUCACCAGUUAAGCAGCAAGUUUCGGACCCCGGUGGUAUGCAUUAAUCAGGUGACUGACACAAUAGGGGAGGGCUCCGGUGCUGAUCACAGCAGUCCUCGCUCUGCUGGCAAGAGUGUUGCUCCAGCACUUGGCAUCACUUGGUCCAACCAACUGCUGAUGAGAUUGAUGGUAAGCCGCACACCCAACCUCGAGCAGCCGACCGAAGACGCACCCUGUGGACGUCCGUUACGGACAAUGAGAGUGGUUUUUGCUCCCCACCUGCCCCAGUUUGCUUGUUACUACACAGUAAAGUUGGAAGGAGUGAAAGGAGUAAGGAUGGAGACUCCAACAUGACAUGAAGUAAAGCUGGGAAAGAAUUCAUUUUCGUUCCCCAGUAUACUGUGCAUUUCCUUUGCACCACAAGUUGCAGCUUAUGUUGUGGAGUGGGACAGGGAGGAGAUCACACAACUUAAACGACAGGAUACCAAGUGAGAAAGCCCAGUAGCUACAUUUUUGGAAAGGGCUUAAAUUCGUCGAGUGCUGGAGUUGCGUGAACUCAGGCUCUGCUCCAC
Molecule: messenger RNA, 1423 nt
Organism: Eublepharis macularius
Lineage: Eukaryota; Metazoa; Chordata; Lepidosauria; Squamata; Eublepharidae
Gene: XRCC3
Product: X-ray repair cross complementing 3
Exons: 10
Coding region: 147-1205 (352 amino acids)
Biological process (GO): double-strand break repair via synthesis-dependent strand annealing; t-circle formation; resolution of mitotic recombination intermediates
Cellular component (GO): replication fork; Rad51C-XRCC3 complex
Molecular function (GO): ATP binding; four-way junction DNA binding; ATP-dependent DNA damage sensor activity
Source: RefSeq, a predicted model, not a curated record